AUGUCUCAAAAAAUAGAAGAAAUAAAGUAUUGUCCAGCGGGUCAUUCUUUUGAGGAUUUCUCUUCUUAUUACCGAAAUUUUAUUAGCUUUGAUGAAGGACUAUGUUCUUUGUAUUGGGAAUAUGUUUUAAUUGGCUACAAAGUUGCUUUAAAAGAAAUAAAAGAUUCUAGAUAUGAUAUAGUUGAAUUUCUUAAAGUGGUAAAGGCGGUUAGUCAUCUUCCCGUAUUUGUCGAAUAUCAUGGAAUUUCAAAAAAUCCUCUUACACGAAACUAUAUUUUAGUAAUGAAUUUAUUUGAUGAUGAUUUACAUAAUUUUUUAACCGUAAAUUUUUGGGACUUAAGUUGGGAAACAAAAAUAUACUUUUUAUUAUUAAUAGCAUCGGAUCUUAGAAACCUACAUGCAACAAAUUUUGUUCAUUGUAAUCUUCAUAGUGGAAAUAUUUUAAUUUUUACCAACUACGGAAGAAUUAGUCCAUCAAGCAAGUUACAUCCUCAAUCAUGUUAUAUCAGCCUAUCUAUUCACACUCUUCAUGAAUUGCAUGAUUUAUUGGAAGAAAUAAAAUCCGGAAAAUCUUCAGAUCCUAAUUUAUUAUUAAAGUUAAAGUCCAAUGAAUCAACUGCUUCAAAUGUCAAUACUCAUUAUAUUGAUGAGGAGACAGAAAUUCAAGGCAAGCAGCUCUAA
Messenger RNA from Diversispora eburnea, 681 nucleotides. NCBI's taxonomy places the organism in Eukaryota, Fungi, Glomeromycota, Glomeromycetes, Diversisporales, Diversisporaceae. The record is from the annotation of a GenBank genome assembly.